CUUAGCAGAAAGUAUCAGAAUCAGUCCUCUCCCCACAUUCUCCUCCUCCCUCUUCGCCUCACCAGCUCGUCGGCGGCGGCUCCUCACCGUCGCCGCCUCCUGCCAGUUUCCAUCUCUACCUGUCGCCCGGCUCCGCCCUUCGCCCCCUCCUGCCCGUCUCCGCUCUUCGCCGCCUCCUGUCCGUCGCUGCCUCCUGGCCAUCGCCGACUAUUGCCCUACUCCAGCUCUUGCCCGUAUCACUGACCUCUGGCACUCAAGGGAGAUUGGGAGUUGGCUUGCAAGUCGUCUUUGAAUCCCCCGGAUAUCAAUUUUAUCAACUUAAGCCCAUUAUCUUCUCUGGACUUUGUACUCUAGCCUUAUUGGCUGUUGGGCAGAGACACACUCGAAGACUGCUACUUCUCAUAGAGACCAUGCCUGUAAAAUGGGUUUUUCACUGGCAACUGAAUCCAGGAACAACUGUGAACAGCCAAAUCCUUGCAGAAGUCUCCCAAUGUGCAGAGACUAUUAAUGGUGUUAAAGGUCGUUGGAAGGCCAAUCUGACCUAUUACAAACCUAUCUUUCGAGACCAGACAGCUCCCUCUGAGAUUCCGCGAGAUUUUAUCGGGAUUUCACUGCCUGAACAGCCGAAUAAGUGCUACUUUACCCUUCGAAGUCAUCGGAUUGUUGUUGAAGCCGAUCUAUCUAUUCAAAACAUCAUGGAGAAAUUGCAAUCCUACAAAUCAAGAGUGACGCUUGUUUUUGAGGGAUUUCAGUAUCAUCUUGGUGAUUUCCAGGUGAGAGUUGGGAAAGUUGUCCCGAGCCAUUCAGAGAAUCUUAGAGGAAUAGUAAUGGAGGUGGAGUAUCUUCCAAUUUCUUCUCUGGAGAAAUCCCGAGAAAUCAUGGAGGACUUCACUGAGAUAUGGCAAGAAACACUGUCGAAGAGAUCUUUGCCGGGGCGCUUCAUCCACGCAGAACCAAACUUCUCAGAGUUUGGUCUCUCCGACAACUACACUUCACAGCACACUGCAGUUCAGUAUGCCACUGUUAUGGCCCAGUUGAUUGCAUCUGCGCAGUCAGUGCCUGCAGUGAGAAACUGAGACAUACAAAGAGAUCGUGCUCUUUAAGUUGGCAGGUACUAUACAUCCUCGGCGCUAGUUUCUUAACGGUGGGAAGUUGCAGUUAGUACGAUACUGUGGAAAUAGUUGAGAUACUUCUGCUUUAGCCUUCAGAGUAUGUUGUAAAAAUGGAUGCAUUAAAAAAAAAAAAAGUUUGAUGAGGCGAGUCUACUGUUUGUGUUAUAUUCUGCACUUUGUUGUAGCCAUCGAGAUUGUUCCUUUUUCCCCACCAUAGAUACUUUUCCAAUAACACUGCUUACAGCAUCUCGGAAUAAUAUAUGCUUGGAGUCUGCAUUAUACUAUA
Messenger RNA from Punica granatum (pomegranate), 1398 nucleotides. The record is from RefSeq and is a predicted model, not a curated record. NCBI's taxonomy places the organism in Eukaryota, Viridiplantae, Streptophyta, Magnoliopsida, Myrtales, Lythraceae.